Molecule: messenger RNA, 1329 nt
Organism: Bacillus rossius redtenbacheri
Lineage: Eukaryota; Metazoa; Arthropoda; Insecta; Phasmatodea; Bacillidae
Product: ribosomal RNA small subunit methyltransferase NEP1
Exons: 2
Coding region: 137-850 (237 amino acids)
Biological process (GO): rRNA base methylation
Cellular component (GO): small-subunit processome; nucleolus
Molecular function (GO): rRNA binding; rRNA (pseudouridine) methyltransferase activity
Source: RefSeq, a predicted model, not a curated record
UGCCAUUAUUAAAAUUAUGUUGUCAGUUGUCAUGUCUCAUGUGUCGUAACAUCCACGGUGAAGUUCAGCACGUGUUCGUGUUUGUGUACUUAGAGGUUGGUUACGUAUUGAAGUAUAAUUUGCGGAGUUCAGAAUAAUGGGGAAGAAAAGAAAGUCGAAUACUAACAACACAGACGAAUACGAGUUCGAUCCACCGCCGAAACACAUCGCGAUCGCCCACGUGAAAAACCAAGAGAAGCGGCUGAUCGUCAUUUUGGAGCGGGCGCAGCUCGAGUCGGUCAAAGUGGGGAACACGUUCGAGCUGUUGAACUGCGACGACCACGCCUCGGUGCUGAAGAAGCACAACCGCGAGCCGGGCUCCUGCCGGCCGGACAUAACUCACCAGUGCCUGCUGAUGCUGCUCGACAGCCCGCUGAACAGGGCGGGGCUGCUGCAGGUGUACGUGCACACGGAGAACAACGUGCUGAUCGAGGUGAACCCCCAGACGCGCAUACCGCGCACGUUCAAGCGGUUCGCCGGGCUGAUGGUCCAGCUGCUGCACAGGUUCAGCGUGCGUGCCUCGGACGGACCCAUGAAGCUGCUGAAGGUGAUCAAGAACCCGGUGUCGGACCACCUGCCCGUGGGCUGCCGCAAGUUCGGCACCUCGUUCUCGGCGAAGAGGGUGGUGAACCCCCGGGAGCUGGUGCCUGUCGACGAGCCGGUGGCCGUGGUGGUGGGCGCCAUGGCGCACGGGCAGGUCUCGGUGGACUACACGGAGGAAGUGGUGUCGCUGAGCAACUACCCCCUGUCGGGGGCUCUGGCGUGCACCAAGCUGUGCUCGGCCUUCGAGGACGUUUGGGGCAUCGUCUGACGUUUCAUGCAAAUACAAAAUUUGUUUAACAUAUUCCGGUGUUUAUUGUCAAUCCUCACUUAAGAAACGACACCGCCCAAGUGGCUUUUUUUAAAAUUAGUUGUUUAUUUCUCCAUGAAAACAUAAGCAUUUCUAAUACCGGCUAUCAUUCAGUUCUCUCGCAUGGGGCAUAAUCCUAUUAAGCUCUCCUGAAAAAAAAUUUUUUUGUCUCAUAAUUGGUGUUUCUUAAGAGACAACAUGUAGAUAUGUAUAGCAGAAAGGUGAUACAACCAAUUGCUCCUAUCCAAGUAUGGGAAUCAGUAUUGGUUCCAUUGUGUGCUUGGACAGACUGUUGAGGGUGUAAUAACUGUCAGUUAUUGUUUUUUUAUCUUGUAUCCAAUUUUUUACCUUGAUCCUGAUGGCAUGAUCAUGUAUAGAUUACUUACAGUGAAACCGAUAUUACUAUCCGGAUAAUUACAUUUUAAUUUUUAAAAAUUAAA